AUGACUGAAUUACAAUGUGAAAAUUUGUUCGAGUUUGGAGAAGUUCCUGAAAUUGAUGAUCGAAGAUGUGAGGAAAAAUCAAAUGAAGGGUGGUUAGAUGAUGAGUACACGCAACGAAAAAUUGCUUUUAAUCCAUGGUAUUGUAUUCCUUCUAUUCCUUAUUUUCCAGAACCUAUUCUUGAACCUGGACCAUUUCACAGUUUAGGUCCGAAUGAUAAAUUAAUUGUCAAUCAAACCUAUAACACCAAAAAAGAGAGGAUUCAAGGAUGGUCGGUAUCCGGUGUUGACAAUACAACAUAUCAAGUGCAUGACUUCAAAAGCAGCGGCAUAGUGAAUUUGAGGGAAAAUACUUAUUCUUGCAGAUAUUGGCAACUAACUGGUUUGCCAUGUGGUCAUGUGAUAAUGGUUUUAACGCACUUGAAAAAUGAUCACUGUGCCCAUAUGGCUAUAGAUGCUUAUAAAAUUGAAACAUAUCGAAGAGCGUACGAGCAAGCCGUAUACCCUCUUUUAGAACUUAGUGAUUGGGAGGCUCCGGAUGAGCUUAUGAUUGUUAACCCUCCUGUGAUGGAAAUACAUCAAGCUGGUAGACCAAAAAACACCAAUCGUAUUCCAUCUCAAGGUGAGGAACCAAAAAUAAGAAGGGAGUGGGACAAAAGUGACAUAAGAGGAACAGACACAAGCGACCGAAACCAAUGGCAGCAUGAGCGAGAGAACCAAUGGACACAACAUACCGAACAACAAUGGCAGCAGCAGCCAGACAACCAAUGGACACAACAGACUGAACAUCAAUGGCAGCAGCCUCCAGACAGCCAAUGGACACAACCGACUGAACAUCAAUGGCAACAGGAGCUACAUAACCAAUGGGGGCAAGAGACCGAAUACAAAUCGCAGGAAGAGCCACAGAACCAAUAG
Lactuca saligna is the source of this 912-nucleotide messenger RNA. The record is from the annotation of a GenBank genome assembly. NCBI's taxonomy places the organism in Eukaryota, Viridiplantae, Streptophyta, Magnoliopsida, Asterales, Asteraceae.